Hyaloscypha bicolor E is the source of this 1959-nucleotide messenger RNA. RefSeq names its product kinase-like protein. Gene Ontology annotation, molecular function: ATP binding; protein kinase activity. The transcript is spliced from 3 exons. NCBI's taxonomy places the organism in Eukaryota, Fungi, Ascomycota, Leotiomycetes, Helotiales, Hyaloscyphaceae. Gene Ontology annotation, biological process: protein phosphorylation. The record is from RefSeq and is a predicted model, not a curated record. The coding region runs from base 1 to 1959 and encodes 652 amino acids.
AUGGCGGAGAUUGGAGUUGACGACGGCUGGCACCUCGUUGCGACCCACCACCCCGCAACUGCCAUCCGCGAAGAGAAGCAGAUUGAAGAAUGGGAACGAUCGAAGGGCCACUGGUCCGGUGUUGGAAAGCAUCCGGUACAAUGGGCAGAUCACAAAACGAUUCGAGCGCAGGAUAGAGUGUUGGGGAGUGGUUCCUAUGGAGUUGUGGAGCGGGUAACUUAUAAGACAGUUACGAUGGCUCGGAAACUUGUCAAGCCAAAACGCGGGAUACCGAUGGAGAAGCUCCGGGAGGAAGCCCAUGCCAUGGAACGGCUCGCACACAAUCACAUACUGAAAUUGGUUGGGACAUACACGGUCAAGCGCAACGACUUAUACAUUCUCUUGUACCCGGUAGCCGUAUGCGAUUUAAGCAAGUUCAUUGAGGACAUCGAUGAAUUUCGAUCAGGUACAUGUGCGGAUCAAGAAGAUGCUUUCCUAAGGCUGGCGGGGUUGGGGCUGAAGGAAAUUGGUUCAAUUGAGGACCUUGCUCUUCUUCGAAACCUCUCUCAGCAACCGAAUGCUGUUCCCAGAUCUGCUACAGCCCUAGGUUUCCUACAACAAACACUUGGUUGCAUAACGGAAGCGGUCGCGUACGUCCACCAGCAGGGUAUACGGCAUAGGGAUUUGAAGCCGAAAAAUAUACUGCUGAGCCCUGGACGAGUAUACUUGGCAGACUUCGGCAUUGCUCGAGAUGUAAAGGAAACUGAAGACAGCAUAACUUGUACCAGACAAGGGACGUUAUCAUGGCUGGCCCCCGAAGUCCAUGACGAAGAAGAUCACCAUAUGUCCCCAGCAGACGUUUGGUCGCUAGGGUUCAUCUUCCUCGACGUCGCUGCAGUACUUUAUAGCCAGUCGUUGGAUGAAUUUGAGAGAAUAAUGAGGGAACGUGACUGGGACCGAAAAUAUGAGAUGUUACGCAGAUACUUGCUCGACCUUCAGAAGAACGCCACGGCCGCGGCCCUCGAGAAUCAAGAAGACCCCUCUUUCAAUGCAAAACAUCUCAUCGGACUCAUUGACAGUAUGCUCAAAUACAAGCCAGGCGAGCGACCGACUGCAGGCCAAGUGAACGAACGGCUUUCAGAGCUUGGGGGGCUAGAUCAGAUUUAUCAUCUCUCCUGUUGCCAUAAAAAGAACGAUUAUCUUUCCAAGGUUAUACACAAUAAAUUCAUAUCUGUUUGCGAAGGCAAUGUCAACUCGGCGGCCACGAUUGCACAAUUAAAAGCCGAAACCAGUGAGAAGCAAAAAAGGAUAGACGAGCUUGAAUUGAGCAACUCUACCUGGCAAAUGCGGAUAGACAAGGAACGAAAACAUGCCGGCGAUCAAUACAGAGCCUUGCAAGAAAAGUACAGCCGAGAGGUCGAAAUACGGAAAGGACUCGAAGAGACACUAAGAGCUAUGGAAGUGAGAUCGAAAAAUCGACCGCGUUCUCAAAACAGAGGCAGAGGAAGGAACUAUGGACUUUUGCAUCCCACUAGCAAUGCCAACCCGAUGCCUAACCCCAACGGCAGAUCACAGCAAAAUCUAGGUCUCGACACUGCUGUUGGUAACUUCCAAAGACGCCCGAGUCGAGUACCUCUUCCUGUUAGACCUUCUACACCGAUACGGCCGACUAUUAACAGAGACCCUGGUAGCAGUUCCAGCACUCUGAUCAGCUCUGUACAUUCGACCUUCUCACAGAGAAGUGAGAAAACGAACGAUUCGGCGAGCUCAGUCGCGUCCUCGACGAUACGAAGUACCUCGCCUGGUAGCCCGACAGCAACAAAGCGAGUUGCGUCGCCAGUGAUGGACAUGAAGCCUCCGCCGUCCCCAACAUUGAUAAAUGGAAAAGUGAAUGCGAAAGCGGACGCAAAAGGGAUGUAUCACGUGACGAAACCCUCCUGGGCGAGUAUGGUUGCACGUUCGAUAUCGAACGUAACUUAA